Molecule: messenger RNA, 795 nt
Organism: Eimeria mitis
Lineage: Eukaryota; Apicomplexa; Conoidasida; Eucoccidiorida; Eimeriidae
Exons: 2
Coding region: 1-795 (264 amino acids)
Biological process (GO): translation
Cellular component (GO): ribosome
Molecular function (GO): structural constituent of ribosome
Source: RefSeq, a predicted model, not a curated record
AUGCCGAGGCAGCAGCAGGAGCAGCAACAGCAGCAGGAGCAGCAACAGCAGCAACAAAAGCAGCAGCUGCAGGAGCAGCAGCAGCAAAAGCAGCAAUUGCAGAAGCAGCAGCAGCAGCAGCAGCAGCAGCAGCAUGCAACAGCAACUGCAGCUGAAAGCGAAGCUACCCAUACGGAAGGUAAUACUGCUGCUGCUGCAGCUCCGACGGUCUUAGGCUCCGCAUCUGCUGCUGCUGCUGCUCCUGCUGCUGCUGCUGCUGCUGCUGAUGCAGGUGCUGCAAACGCUGCAGCACAAUCUCCUUCUACCCCUGAAGCUGCUGCAGCCGCUGCACCGCAGGCUGCUGCUGCUGCAGCUGCUUCUGUAUCAGGUAGCCAGCAGGACACGCAGCAGCAGCAGCAGCAGCAGCAACAGCAGCAGCAGCAGCAGCAGCAGAACAGCAGCAGCGCGCAGCCACAUGAUGACUCUGCUGCUUCGCCUGCUGCCUGCAGCACGAACGAUGUGCAGCAACAGCAACAGCAGCAACCGUCCGAGCCAAGCAGCAGCAGCAGCAGCAGCAGCAUGGCAACAGCUACUGAAGAUACCGGCACUGUCCAGGAGCAGCAAACGGAAAGGAAGCAACAGCAGGAGCAGGAGCAGCAGCAGCAGCAGCAGGAGCAGCAGCAGCGGCAGCAGCAGCAGCACGAUCGUGAAGGCCCUUCUGCACAGGAAGAGGCGGCAGCGGCAGCAGCGCGGGAGCCCGGCGGAAUCGCAGCAGCAGCAGCAGCAGCAGCAGCAGCCGUUUCUCACGUUUUGUAG